AUGGCCGAACCAGCACAGUCUAUGCCCGCUCCAGUCGAACACUUAAAUAUAAAGGUUACGGACAACAAUAACGAAGUGUUCUUCAAGAUCAAGCGAAGCACACAGUUGAAGAAACUCAUGGAUGCGUUCUGUGAACGUCAGGGCAAGCAACUGUCCACUGUCCGAUUCCUGUUCGACGGCACGAGGGUCCGACCUGAUGACUCUCCUGAAACUCUCGACAUGCAGGACGGUGAUACCCUCGAGGUCCAUCAAGAGCAGAUCGGUGGCUGA
Microsporum canis CBS 113480 is the source of this 270-nucleotide messenger RNA. RefSeq names its product SMT3. The transcript is spliced from 2 exons. Gene Ontology annotation, molecular function: ubiquitin-like protein ligase binding; protein tag activity. Gene Ontology annotation, biological process: protein sumoylation. The record is from RefSeq and is a predicted model, not a curated record. NCBI's taxonomy places the organism in Eukaryota, Fungi, Ascomycota, Eurotiomycetes, Onygenales, Arthrodermataceae. Bases 1 to 270 code for a protein of 89 amino acids. Gene Ontology annotation, cellular component: nucleus; septin ring.